ACCCCCAAUGUUAAAGUAUGCAACCGUGUUUAAACGGAGUAUUGUGAGGUGCGCGUAUGCCCUUCUUCACUCCUAACCGAACCCCCGAACCCCGAUCUCUGCACAUACCCAUUUUAGUGGUCGUCAACAAGAGGGCGUGCACGGUAUCGCAGACGGGCUGGAUCCCAGUGUACGUGGACCACUUUGAGGCCGGCCUGCACUUUCCUUUGCCCAGGCUAGUGUUCGACCUGCUGGCGGACUACGAGCUUGCUCUGACGCAGCUAACGCCCAACAGCAUAAGUUUCAUCAUAGGCUUUAUGCUGUUGUGUGCGAGGUUGGAGGUGCUAGCGAAGGCAAUUGUGUUCAGGAACAAGGUGGUGAGGUGGAAGAGGCAAUUCAUCUUUGUUUGCGAUACGCGAACAGAAAGAAUUAGCAACGACCUCGCUACUCGGCUAUCGGAGUGGCGCACGCCGAACACCCAUAGGGAGAAUCUAAUAGAUCUAGAAGCCCUGGUUACCUCGGAGCAUCUUGCCAUGUUCGGGUUUGUCGACGUGACAAAUCUGUUCAGCGAAGAGGAAAUGAGCAGUAUACUCAAGCGCCAACGUCAACGAGCCCAGGGCUCACGAGGUCGCGGGGCGAGCAGCACCUCGCAACGACAGACGCGGUUUGACGAGCGGUCGCCGCCAGUGCCCCAAUCACGUAGCUCGUCUCACCGCGGAUCGAGCUCGGGGUCCCGGCCACACCACAAUCAACGGGCUGAUAUGGCUCCCAGUGCACGCAGGCGUGUACGCAAGGAGACAGAGAGUGAGGAUGAGGUCCCUCUCAUUCGGCGGAGAACAAGCGGAGGGGCUCAGCCUGCGCAGGCGGUUCGACUUACGGCCGCGCGCUCACCUAACGCACCAUCAACAACUGCGCGGGUAGCAGCAGAGCCUGCAUCUGCGUCGGCCUCAGUGUCGGCGCCCAGGAUCGCGUAUCCUGACGGCUUCAGCUACGUGAAGCUGGAGUGCCAGCCCGCCAUGCAUGGCGAGCAGGUGGCCAUGAUCAAGUUAAUGGACGCGUUCAGCUACGCCGUUGCUAUGUUCGAGAGCGAGCAAGUAGCUCGCUCUCAGAAUAACAAGCUCAGUGCCAAUUGCAAGCAGUUGGCCGUACAGAAAGCCAGCCUUACAGAUGAUGUCAACCGUUUGCAACGUUUAGAGAUGGCCAACCGUGCAGCUGCAGUGGAGAGCCGGGCAGACGAGCUUGCCCACAGAAACAAUGAGCUCAGGGAGGAGCUGGAGCGAGCCCGUGCUGAAAAAGAGAGCGGGAUCAAGGCCGCUAAGGAAGAAGCCGCCCGAGAACCUCAAUGUUGCCGGGGAGGCGCUGAACGAGCUGAAGACUUCUCACGCGCGUUCUGUAAGUAUCGCCCGAGCUCAAGGGGCGAAAUGGUUCGUGGGUUCGGCUGCGUUUCAGGAUGCUGUGGCGGUGGUGUCUGCAAAUGUGACCACGGAGAUCUACAACGAGAUCCAUGGGAAGGUGCUGUAACAUCGCCCGGACUUCCCGAUUGGCGAGCUGGCGUUCUUCGACGGGGAGGAUCUAGACGAGCAGGGGAAAAGUCUUGCUCCCCUUGCUGACAUAACGGUGCGGUUGAGGUGGGACCUCAACGAGGAGGGAGUGCCUGUUUGGCCUCCUUAAGUCCUUGAGGACGGGGAGGAUCCAGCAGGGAUAACCUCUUAUGAUGCAUGGGUAGAGGGUGCUUCUGUAGCUGAGCAGGAGCCUUCAAGCACCCCGCCCAACUCUUAGCCCGCCGUAGUGUCGCCACUGAGGUCGCCUAUCAAUGCGCCAGC
This is a messenger RNA of Rubroshorea leprosula, 1802 nucleotides long. The record is from the annotation of a GenBank genome assembly. Lineage: Eukaryota; Viridiplantae; Streptophyta; Magnoliopsida; Malvales; Dipterocarpaceae.